Gossypium arboreum is the source of this 1626-nucleotide messenger RNA. RefSeq names its product nuclear transcription factor Y subunit A-1-like. Gene Ontology annotation, biological process: regulation of transcription by RNA polymerase II. Gene Ontology annotation, cellular component: CCAAT-binding factor complex. Gene Ontology annotation, molecular function: DNA-binding transcription factor activity, RNA polymerase II-specific; RNA polymerase II cis-regulatory region sequence-specific DNA binding. Lineage: Eukaryota; Viridiplantae; Streptophyta; Magnoliopsida; Malvales; Malvaceae. The coding region runs from base 248 to 1237 and encodes 329 amino acids. The transcript is spliced from 6 exons. The record is from RefSeq and is a predicted model, not a curated record.
AGAAGUUUUGAGCGGGAGAAAGAAAAAGGCGUCUCUUUUGACACCUUCAAUUUUAAAAGGAAACAAGUUAUUAAAAAGUAAAACUAAAAUAUUUGGUUUUGUUGCUCUAUCACAGUAGCAUAUAUUUCCUUUAGCUUGCAAGUUGAAAGAUAAAUGUUAUCACUUUGACUUCCUUUUUUAAACGCAAAGAAUUUUAUUUUCUUCAAACUAGUUGGCCACGGUGUUAUAGAUUAUAGACCUUGGAAGCAUGCAACAAAAACCUUAUGUUACAAACCAACCGGAACCUAAUGCAAAUAACAAUAAACCAUACACAAUAGGUUCUCAACCUUGGUGGUGCAACACACGGCAGGAUUCCAUGGUAACGGAUGUUUUAGGACGAAACAUGACAAGUUUAUCUCUGGCGGAACACCCCAGUGAAUGUUUAGGGGCCAAAAUCAGUGAAUCUUUAAGCGAUGGGACUCAUAAAAUUUGUUCUACUAAAGAAUUGCCUUUCACUGUAUUGUCACAUCCAGAUGGAAAAUGCAUAGUUGAACAGCCACAGUUACAGCAUGCGAUACCCAUUAUACCUCCAUCAAUGGGUGAAUAUGUAGCAGCACCAACUCAAAUGGAGCUUGUUGGCCACUCAAUUGCAGGUCCAUCAUAUCCAUAUGCUGAUCCGUAUCAUAGGGGGGCAAUGUCUCCUUAUGGACCUCAAUCUUUGGUGCAUUCUCAUUGUCUAGGAGUGAAUCCUGCUAGAAUGGCAUUGCCUUUAGAAAUGGCAGAGGAACCUGUUUAUGUGAAUGCCAAGCAAUACCAUGGUAUUCUGAGACGAAGGCAGUCUCGUGCAAAGGCUGAGCUGGAAAAGAAACUGAUCAAAGUUCGAAAGCCCUAUCUUCAUGAGUCUCGGCAUUUGCAUGCUAUGAGAAGAGCAAGAGGAUGUGGAGGCCGUUUCUUGAACACGAAAAAGCUUGGUACUGAUGCUUCGAAUGCCGUACCCAAUCGAGGCAGUGACAGUGCUAGUUCCAAUCUUUCAUCUGUUGGGCAUGGGGAAUCAAAAGAAUCUCAACUCCAGCGAACAAAUAAUCAGCAGCAGGGAUUCUCUAAUGCCAAUGGAUGCUAUCGUCACCAUGAAAGGUUUCUUUUCUCUACAGCUGGUUCACUUUCGGAUAAAAUGAUGGAAGGAGACUGUCCUAGACAACAACAGCGUGAGAGAAUUAUGGCAAACCAGGUUCCUCACAGGGCCCUGACAAUCAAAUGAACCCUUCUCAACUGCUAUUGAUCUGCACUGUAAAAUUUUUAUAUGUUUCACCACUCCAUAUAUGCUUUCAUGGCAUCUUGUUGAAGAUGCUUCUUCAUCUCCUGCUGAUGGUAAGAGCUAGAAAAGGUGACCAUAUCGAGAGUGGCAACCAUAGGUUCAUGUUAUAUAUAUUAUGGCAACGGGCAAAUCAUUCUUGGCUUGUGGCUUUGUUUACGUGCUAUAUACAGAUACAGUGGAGGAAUUUCUUUAACCCUUCUAUUUUUGGUUUUAAUAUAUAACUUAUAACAGUGGCGUUGUGUGACGUUUAAGCAUACCCACCUACUUGGGUAAACUAUUAUAUUAUUCACCCAAUUAUUAGUGUAUCUCUAUUUUGGUCACUAAAUUAUAAA